This is a messenger RNA of Porites evermanni, 765 nucleotides long. NCBI's taxonomy places the organism in Eukaryota, Metazoa, Cnidaria, Anthozoa, Scleractinia, Poritidae. The record is from the annotation of a GenBank genome assembly.
AUGGCGGCGUUAAGGAAGCGAGGUGCGGGUACUUCUUCGCCUUUUCAAGUCUUAAAGGAAGGCAUUGAUGAUUGUUCUUCAGUUGACGCAGAUUCAAAGAAGAGCACUUCCACAAGAUGGAUAUUCUUCUUUAUUUUAUUAUUUUAUGCAUGUUCUCUCUAUACCGGUUUUAAAGCAACGCGCGCGGUUCCCGCGCCCAAAAAAACAGCAGAGAGCGAUCGAAGCGAAUUUGUGGAGGAAACAGCUCGGAGACAUCUUGAAGCACUAACAUCGUUUGGUCCACGACCUGCUGGGAGCUACGCAAACGAAGUUCAAGCAGUGAAUUUCAUCGUUGGAGUUUUACAAGAAAUUAAAGAAACUGCAAGAGAAGAUGUGAUCAUUGAAAUUGACAUCCAAAAGCCUUCUGGAAGUUUCGAUCUAGGAUUCAUAGCCGGAUUUACAAGCGUUUACCGUGAAAUUACAAAUAUCUUGGUUAGAAUAACGAUGAAAAAAAAUUACCCUCCGAAAAAUACGGUUCUUGUCAACGGCCAUUUUGAUAGCGUUCCUGGGUCACCCGGGGCAAGCGAUGACGCUGUUAGUUGCGCUGUGAUGUUAGAAAUCUUGAGAUGCCUUGCCCAGACUCAGAACUUUGAUUUUGACCACGGUGUUGUGUUCAAUUUUAAUGGAGCAGAGGAGAAUGUAUUGCAGGCAAGCCACGGAUUUAUCACGCAACACAAAUGGGUUGAUACAAUCAGAGCUUUUGUGAAUCUAGAGGCAGCAGGAGCA